Messenger RNA from Aspergillus puulaauensis, 759 nucleotides. Its product is annotated as FMN-binding negative transcriptional regulator. NCBI's taxonomy places the organism in Eukaryota, Fungi, Ascomycota, Eurotiomycetes, Eurotiales, Aspergillaceae. The record is from RefSeq and is a predicted model, not a curated record. The coding region runs from base 1 to 759 and encodes 252 amino acids. The transcript has a single exon.
AUGUACCUGCGAGCAGUCCACGCAGAGGGGCAAAUCGCCAUCCUCCACCAACUCAUCCGCGACAACCCACUAGGAAUUGUCACAACAGCUAUCCGGUCGCCUUCAUACCCACUUCUCCAAAGCAGCCAUAUUCCAUUCAUACUAGAUGUUCCAGAGACGAAAGAUGGUAGUCUCUCGAACGGAAUACUACGCGGUCAUAUGGCAAAGCAGAAUCCGCAGGCAAAAGCGCUGAUGGAGGCAUUGGCGGCGCAACAAGAGCAAGGCAACACAAGUCUCGAGCUACCAGACGAGGUCCUGAUACUCUUUAACGGCCCACAUCACCACUAUGUGACCCCAAAAUUUUAUACCGAGACCAAGCCCGCAACUGGCAAGGUCGUUCCCACCUGGAACUAUGCCGCUGCGCAGGCAUAUGGGAAAAUCCGGAUAUACUGUGACUCCAAGUCUGAGGAAACGUCGAACUAUUUACAGAAGCAAGUUGAGGAACUAUCGAACCAGUCGGAAACGUCAAUUAUGGGAUAUGCUUCGCCGUGGAAGGUGUCUGAUGCGCCGGUUAACUACGUCGACCUUCUAAAGAAGAACAUUAUCGGCAUCGAGAUUACGAUCGACCGCCUACAGGGGAAGUUUAAGAUGAGCCAGGAAAUGGGCCAGGGUGAUCAGGAGGGCGUCAUCAAUGGGUUCGAGAAACUGGGCACUGAAACCGGGAAGGGGAUUGCGGAUAUGGUGAAGCUGAGGGCAGAAAUGAAGGAUCGGAAGAAGUGA